GUACUCAUAUGUCCUCUGCUUGCAAUGCAGGGAUGAUGUCUGCUGCUUUGGGACUUAGAAGAAUGUCACCUAAAAGGAUUGCUCUUGCAGCCCUUGUGCUCCUCAUGCUAGCAUUGCAGGGAUCGACAACAUUAACAAAUGAUUCCCCAUUUAUUCUGAUGAACAAGGCCACUGGGUUUUGUUUGGCUAAAAGAGGUACUCGCUGCACUGAAAUUCGCUGGACAACCGGUAACCGGCUUUUUGUGGUUUCGACCAAGAAAUGUCUGGGUGCUCAGGGCAAAAGUGUAGGGAGUGAGGUGAGCCAGUACGACUGCGACGAAAAGAGUGACCUGCAGAAGUGGGUUUGCCAAAACGGAACCCUGCUUAAUCUGAAGAAGCAGCCGUUCUACAUUGAAGUCAGAGCAGAUGAAUCAAUCGUUCUGUCCAAAACUGUUGGGCCAAACAACCAACUGACCAUUGUGGGGACAUCUAGUGGGGCCUGUACAAGAACACACAGAGAAUAUUACACAAUUGGAGGCAAUGCGUUUGGCAAAAUCUGCAUGUUUCCCUUCAUGUACAAAGACCGAUGGUAUGGAGACUGCACCACAUAUGACUCCAAAACGAAGCGCAGCUGGUGUGCAACUGAAACCAAAUAUCAGCAUGAACAGCAAGGAUACUGCCCAACUUCUUCCACAGAACACUGGAACAGAAACUUUGUUACAGGAGCUUAUUACCAGGUGAACAUGCAGGCAGCUCUGACCUGGGCUCAGGCUGACACCAGCUGCAAACAGCAGGCUGCGUUUCUGGUUAGCAUUGUCGAUCCUGUCGAGAAGGCCUUCCUCACAGGACUAACAGGAACAGGAAGACACAAGCUUUGGAUUGGAUUGAGUUUGGGCUCAGAACAUGGCUGGCAGUGGACUGAUGAAAAGCCCUUCCGUUACAUAAACUGGGAUGCCGGGCACCCACUUCCUAAUCCCGGACACAACUGCGCAGUUCUUGACACCUCUGGGCAGUUCUCGUGGCAAAGUUCCACUUGCACAAAGAAACUUGGCUACAUCUGCUACAAAGGCGGAAUCCCACCAGCUCCGCCACGAUUUGAAGAAGGAUUUUGCUCAAAUCACUGGAUCCCUUACAAUGGACACUGUUUUUACCUUUACCGCACACCAAUGUCAUGGUCCAAUGCUCUGACAGAGUGUCGCAAAGAGGGAAGUGAACUCGUUAACAUACGCAACAUUGAGGACCAAAGCUUCGUCAUCUCUCAGCUUGGAUAUGGACCCUCUGAUGAGCUCUGGAUAGGACUGAAUGACAGAACCACUGAAGGGUUGUUUGACUGGAGUGACCACACAACCGUCACCUUCACCAGCUGGGAACCUGGAGAACCCACAGUGUCCACUGUUGAAGAAGAUUGCGUUCUCAUUAAAGGAGAGAAUGGAAAUUGGGCGGACCGUUACUGCGAUGAAAAGCACGGAUAUAUUUGUAUGAAGCAAAAUGCCAUUGAAAUAACUGGAGAUGAAGUGGAGUUACAGUUGGAUGUCGGCUGCAAACUUGGCUGGAGAAGACAUGGCUCUUUUUGUUACUUUGUGGGUACUGAGACCAAAACCUUUGAAGAAGCUAAAGAAGACUGCAGGAGCGCAGCUUCCUACUUAGCCGAUGUCUCAAAUGGGGUGGAUAAUGCCUUCCUUGUGAGUCUGGUAGGACUGAGACCGGAGAAACACUUCUGGAUCGGUCUCUCUAAUCAGAAUAACCAUGAUGUCUUUACCUGGACCAAUACAGCAGUUGUGAGAUUUACUCACUGGAAUGGUGGAAUGCCAGGUAACCUACAAGGUUGUGUUGCUAUGGCGAGUGGGGUUUCGGCUGGACUCUGGGACAUACUGCCCUGCACCAACAAGGAGAAAUACAUCUGCAAAUACAUGGCAGAGGGGGUAGUUUCAACAAUACCGCCCCAAACUCAAACUCCUCCCAAGUGUCCAGAUGGUUGGAAUCGAGUGGGAACAAGAAAUGUUUGCGCGAAGUUUUUCACAGGACCACGUUCAGAGGAGAAGACCUGGUUUGAAGCCAGAGAUUAUUGCAGGGCUAUCGGAGGAGACCUGUUAAGCAUCCACAGCUCUUCUGAACUAUUGGUUGCAAGCAGAGGUGGCAAAGCUUGGAUUGGACUUCACUUUGAAAAUCCAAACGGUUAUGUAUGGACUGAUGGAAGUGCGUUAAACUUCCAGCACUGGCAGGAAGGAGAACCAAGCAACGUAAACAACGAUGAAACCUGUACUGAAUUUGUGUUGUAUAACUGGGAUGAGCAAGGCUCCUGGAACGAGCUGAAUUGUGAAAGCUACAAUGACUGGUUGUGUCAGAUUCGAGCAGGAGCAACUCUAAAACCACCUCCCAACAAUACAGCACCAGAAUUUAACACCACAUUAGAUGGUUGGCUUAUAUGGAAAGGGAGACAAUAUUUCCUGAACAGAAUGCCUAAAUCUAUGGAAGAGGCUCGUGACUUCUGCAAAAGGAGACAUGGUGACUUGGUAGUAAUCAACAAUAAAGAGGAAAACAUUUUCAUAUGGAAACAGAUUUCAAGAGGCUAUGGGUCAUGGUAUAUAGGCUUAUCAGUGGAUCUUGAUGGGUCAUUUUGGUGGUUGGAUGAUACUCCAGUGUCUUAUCAAAGAUGGGAUGAAAAUCAGCCGAAUUCCAAUGCCUUUGAUGAGAACUGUGUUACUAUGGGUUAUCAUAAGGGAUAUUGGCGUACUUCUAACUGCGGAAGAGAGGCUCAGUCCAUUUGUGAAAGAUCAACCUCACCACCUGUCAACACCACUGCAGCGCCAACAAUAUCUCUCAAAGGUGGAUGUCCACAAACAUGGAAAAAAUUUGGUUCAAAGUGUUACAAAAUAGUAAGUGACCGCAAGGUGACUUGGGAAGGUGCAAGAACACAAUGUGUCAAUUUUGAAGCCAAAUUAGUUUCCAUUCCUACAAGACAAGUUCAAGCAUUCUUGAUCACUAAAAUGCUUACUGCAACAAAUACGGAUCUAUGGAUAGGAUUAAACUGUAUAAGGCAAGAUGGAUUUUUCUGGAGUGAUGGAAAAACAAGGCAAUACACCAACUGGGGUUAUUCUAAAAAUCAGAGACGUCCUGGAUCAUUUUAUCAAAGAUGGAAUGAGGAGGAGUGUGUGCUGAUGUCCAGCAGUUCAGCUUUCGGGGUUGGUAAAUGGCUGAUAAAGUCGUGCAAUGACACAAACGGAUACAUCUGUCAUAAAGAUAUCAAUCCGACUAUUUCAGAUAACUCAGAUCCAAUCAGUCCUACCACUUAUGAGAGUCUGGGAAAUGACAGCAUCAAGGCUGUGACUCAAAAUCUAACAUGGGCCGAAGCCAAGAAAUUGUGUGAAAAUGAUAAGGCCAACCUGGCUAGCCUACGAACCGAGUGGACAAAUGCCUAUGUUGAGUUACUGGCUUUGACUCUCAAAACUCCUCUGUGGAUUGGACUUAACAAAGAUGAGACUCAAGGUUAUUUUAGGUUCAUUGAUGGCUGGCACUUGAGCUCCACCAACUGGGCCGAAUUUGAACCAAGCAGGAAUAAACCGUGUGUGUAUGUCGAUGUGGAUGGAAAAUGGCGGACAGCUUUCUGCAACCAGACUAUGAACAGCGUCUGCAUGAUGUCAACAGAUGUUGCACCUACAGAGUCCACUGUAUUUCCUGGACGCUGCCCUGAAGACACCAGUGUGGAGUACCAGGAUAGUUACACCUGGUUGCCAUAUAAAGGCAACUGCUAUCUGUUUGUCACAGAUGAAAUUGAAUGGGCAGAUGCAGCUAGCAGUUGUGUAAGACAUGGUGGUGUCCUGACAAGUAUUGAAGAUCCCUUGGAGCAAGCAUUUCUUAAAAGCAACAUAGAAGUAUUUCAAGACAGCCACACCUCUUUUUGGAUUGGUAUAUUUAAGACACACAAAGGGUCGUGGGCAUGGCUUGAUAAAACUGUCCUCGACUAUAUCAACUGGGGUGAAGAUGAACCUGAUUCUGAUUUUGGAGCCAUAACAACUAAAGAUGGGACAUGGAGUUCAGGGCGCAGAUGGCACGACAGAGCGUAUAUCUGUAAAACACCCAAAGUUAUGAUGACAGAUACAGAUACAAAACCCCAGCCUCAUGCAGGAGACGAUCCACGCAGUCGUGUCCACACAAGUUUGGUGGUUGUGAUGCUUAUUGCCAUCAUCUCGACAAUGAUUGUUGUCGCUUUCUGGCUCUACAAGAGAUCUCCUCGUCCCUUCCCCACCUUUGAGAAUCCAUUGUACUUCAAUGGCGAAAAAUCUCAGCCUGAUGUGGUCGACACCAAUAAAUUGAUCGAGAAUGCUGAAGUCUCCGAAGUCUCCCCAGAAAAUCCAGAGCCCAUUUUCAUUCUGUGAUUUAGGAGUUUGCACAAGUUGAAGUUGUACAAACUAGUCUGAGAUUAAUUUUACUGUAAACACAACUAUGCUUCAGUAUUUUGUUUUUAAUGCAAACAAUAAAUAUUCAGUAAUUUAACAAUAACUGUAUUUGUUCUUUCUCUACCCAUGGCAGAAUGUAUAUAUAGUGGCUACAUGUGAAGCUCAUUUUCUAGAUGCUGUUUAUUGCUUUUACUGUUUGAAUGUAAAAUGGAGGACACAGCCUGUCAAUGUUAAAAGAAGACAUUAAACCGUUCACCAUAAUA
Xiphophorus hellerii (green swordtail) is the source of this 4639-nucleotide messenger RNA. Its product is annotated as macrophage mannose receptor 1-like. NCBI's taxonomy places the organism in Eukaryota, Metazoa, Chordata, Actinopteri, Cyprinodontiformes, Poeciliidae. The record is from RefSeq and is a predicted model, not a curated record.